Messenger RNA from Oxyura jamaicensis (ruddy duck), 2423 nucleotides. It is a transcript of the gene PABPC1L, whose product is annotated as poly(A) binding protein cytoplasmic 1 like. The coding region runs from base 161 to 2062 and encodes 633 amino acids. The record is from RefSeq and is a predicted model, not a curated record. Gene Ontology annotation, molecular function: mRNA 3'-UTR binding; poly(A) binding; poly(U) RNA binding. Gene Ontology annotation, cellular component: cytosol; ribonucleoprotein complex; nucleus. The transcript has 16 exons. Lineage: Eukaryota; Metazoa; Chordata; Aves; Anseriformes; Anatidae.
AGCCGGCGGAGGGCGGGGAAGGCCCCGGGGAGGGCCCCGGCCCCGGCCCGCCCCCGGCGCCGCCGCGGGAAGAGGCGGGGGCUGGCAGCAGCCGCAGCGGGAGCGGCGCUGCGAGCGGAGCCGCCGGAGCUGCUCGGUCUGAGCUUUGCAGUUGAACACCAUGAACGCCAGCGGCCCCGGCUACCCGUUAGCCUCUCUGUACGUGGGGGACCUCCACCCAGACGUGACCGAAGCCAUGCUCUACGAGAAGUUCUCGCCCGCCGGGCCCAUCAUGUCCAUCCGAGUCUGCCGGGACGUUGCCACGCGCCGAUCGCUGGGCUAUGCCUACAUAAACUUCCAGCAGCCGGCGGAUGCUGAGCGAGCCCUGGACACCAUGAAUUUCGAGGUGAUCAAAGGCCGGCCCAUCCGAAUCAUGUGGUCCCAGCGAGACCCCGGGCUCAGGAAGUCAGGGGUCGGAAAUGUAUUUAUCAAGAACCUGGAUGACUCCAUUGAUAACAAAGCCCUGUACGACACGUUCUCGGCCUUUGGGAACAUCCUGUCCUGCAAGGUGGUCUGUGAUGAAAACGGAUCCCGUGGCUAUGGCUUUGUUCACUUUGAGACUCAGGAGGCAGCAACUCGGGCCAUCGAGACCAUGAACGGGAUGCUGCUCAACGACCGCAAGGUGUUUGUUGGCCACUUCAAAUCCCGCAAAGAGCGCGACGCAGAGUUUGGGGCUAGGGCGACGGAGUUCACCAACGUCUACAUCAAGAACUUCGGGGAUGACAUGGAUGAUGACAGACUGCGGGAAAUAUUCUCCAAGUUUGGAAAGACUCUGAGCGUCAAAGUCAUGAUGGACAGCUCCGGCCGCUCGAAGGGCUUUGGGUUUGUGAACUUUGAGAAGCACGAAGAAGCCCAGAAGGCCGUGGCCGACAUGAACGGCAAGGAGAUCAACGGGCGGGUGGUGUACGUGGGCCGGGCACAGAAGCGGCUGGAGCGGCAGAGCGAGCUGAAACGGAAAUUUGAGCAGAUCAAGCAGGAGCGAGUGAGCAGGUACCAGGGGGUCAACCUGUACGUGAAGAACCUGGACGAUGGGAUAGACGACGAGCGGCUGAGGAAGGAGUUCUCUCCCUACGGCACCAUCACCAGUGCAAAGGUGAUGACAGAGGGUGGCCACAGCAAAGGGUUUGGCUUUGUAUGUUUUUCCUCUCCAGAAGAGGCUACCAAGGCCGUGACCGAAAUGAACGGGCGGAUCGUCAGCACUAAGCCUCUCUACGUUGCCCUCGCACAAAGGAAAGAGGAGCGGAAAGCAAUUCUCACCAACCAGUACAUGCAGCGAUUAGCUACCAUGAGGGCCCUGCCCGGCCCUCUCCUUGGCUCCUUCCAGCCCCCCCCGGGGUACUUCCUACCCCCCAUCCCUCAGCCACAAACCAGAGCUACUUUCUACAGCCCCAGCCCAGUUGUCCCCGUCCGCCCCGCCACUCGCUGGAGUGCGCAGCCCUCCCGGCCUCCCCCGUAUCCUUCAGCCACCCCCAUCCUGAGAGCUGCCGUGCAGCCCCGGCGCCUGCUGUCCAACAUCAGCACCAUGAGACAGGCGUCCACCCAAGUGCCUCGCGUGUCCCCCCAGGCCCAGAGAGUGGCCAACAUAGGGACGCAGACGGUCAGUGCCCGGGUGCCCUCCUCGCCCACCCUGCCGCGGGGCGCCCCGCAGUACAAGUACUCGCCGGCCGUGAGGAACAUCCAGCCGCUGGGCAGCGUGCCUCCCGGGGCCCCGCAGGUGGGAGAACCCGCUGUGCACGUCCAGGGGCAGGAGCCGCUGACAGCAUCCAUGCUUGCAGCAGCCCCUCCUCAGGAGCAGAAGCAGAUGAUAGGUGAGCGCCUCUACCCGCUGAUCCACGCGAUGCACGCCUCGCUGGCUGGCAAGAUCACGGGGAUGCUGCUGGAGAUCGACAACUCGGAGCUGCUGCUCCUCCUGGAGUCCCCCGACUCCCUGCACUCCAAGAUCGAGGAAGCUGUGGCUGUUCUCCAGGCGCACCAGGCCACUGAGACAUCGCACAAGGGCGGCGCGGCGGCGUUCCUGCAGUGAGCCCAGGAUUGGGAGCGAGUCCUGAGAACAUUGCCUUGGCAGAACAACAGCAGCCACCUCGCCGUGCUUCUGGAAUUAUGGCCAUAGAGUGACACUGGUCUGUCUUCAAUGCCCCAUCCCGUUUUCUUGUGUGUAUUGUAAACCUUGCUGCUUCCUCCCUGCACCUGUAUAAAAGUUCCAAAGUUAAUUCUCUUCUCUUCUGAAAGUGUCUUGUGAAAUGUAGUGUGGAACCCAGCCCGGUUCAGUUGCCCAGGAAAUGCCAAGUGCAGAUGAAUCAUCCUUUUAGAGAACUCACUGGGUUCUGUAGUUUUAUUUGUUACUGUAGCUGACACUAAUAAAGAACUGAUGCUUCCACCCCCCA